Messenger RNA from Chlorocebus sabaeus (green monkey), 1279 nucleotides. RefSeq names its product acylphosphatase 2 (gene ACYP2). The record is from RefSeq and is a predicted model, not a curated record. NCBI's taxonomy places the organism in Eukaryota, Metazoa, Chordata, Mammalia, Primates, Cercopithecidae. Gene Ontology annotation, molecular function: acylphosphatase activity.
CACCACAAAUAUACCCAACUUUUGUCAAUUACACUUUAAUAAAGCUGGGGGAAGCAACUUUUUUUGGGCACAGCAUCCGGGUUUUAUUUACUAACUUUGGGAACAGAGAACCUUUAUCAAUUAAAUGGUAGGGAGCGCUGUGGAGAGAGCAUCCUCCCCAGUCCGGGAAGACAGGCAGAGAAAGGAGGCCUAGGAUGCCUGGGGCCCAGCUGCCUCUUCCCUCCUGGCGUCCCCAGCGGCCCUCGCUCCCAGGCCCCGCAGUCUCAUUUGCCGCGUCCGACGCGUGACCCCGGCGCGCUAGCGUCCGGGACCGGUGACAGGCGCGGGGUGCGCCAAGCGGUCCCAUGUGUCCCCUCCCUCUCGCGGCCGCCGCAGUCGCCGCGCCCCGAGCCCUGCUCCGGCUCCUCAACAGAGGGCUCGCCGCAGCCAUGUCUACCGCCGGGCCACUCAAAUCCGUGGACUACGAGGUGUUCGGGAGAGUGCAGGGUGUUUGCUUCAGAAUGUAUACAGAAGAUGAAGCUAGGAAAAUAGGAGUGGUUGGCUGGGUGAAGAAUACCAGCAAAGGCACCGUGACAGGCCAAGUGCAGGGGCCAGAAGACAAAGUCAAUUCCAUAGAUGGGGUCUCACUGUGUUGCCCAGGCUGUUGUCAAACUCCUGGCUUCAAGCAAUCCUCCAGCCUUGACCUCUCAAAGCACUGGUAUGACAGGCAUGAGCCACUGCGCCCAACACGGUCUGCUUUUGAUUACCACCAUGCAUCAGCAAUUCUAACCAAUAAAAUACUGUGCCUUGUUUCCCUUGCUCUCCAUGCCACUGACGUGAGGAAGUCCUGGCUGAGCAAGAUUGGAAGCCCUAGUUCUCGCAUUGACCGCACAAACUUUUCUAAUGAAAAAACCAUCUCUAAACUUGAAUACUCUAAUUUUAGUAUUAGAUACUAAUAGAAGAGAAAAAUUGUAAUGCUUAUACUGCACAAUAGAUACUAUAUGUUCUUAAGACUAUGUAUACUAGAAUAAUAGUAGUAGAGUAGGGUGAAAAAGGAACUUUCCGUUCUGAAAGCUAAGCGACUGUGUUACUAAAAAUGUCUGACACUGGAAUAAUUUUACUCAACUAUGUUUUCAACAAGCAAAAAUGUAGUAUGCUAAGAUUAAAAUGUCAUUACAAAAUAUUUAGUAUGAACAAUUUAAACUUGUCUCAUGGAAUCUUUAAUUUCAAUGAACAUUACAGCAUAUAUGACAUAUGUUAUUUGGCGAGACAUAAAAUAAAGUUAACCAUUUAAAAAUUA